This is a messenger RNA of Marchantia polymorpha subsp. ruderalis, 2246 nucleotides long. The record is from the annotation of a GenBank genome assembly. Lineage: Eukaryota; Viridiplantae; Streptophyta; Marchantiopsida; Marchantiales; Marchantiaceae.
UCACCAAAAAGGAAAUUCUCUCAAGGACCAGAUCAUGAUCAGCUUGUGUGGCAGUUAUGAAAAUUGUGCAUUCCCGCGUUGCAGGUUCCUGCCGUUCAGACACUCGAUGCAAGGAGAAAGGGAUGCUUGUUGACAAGUAACGAGACACGCAGUCUGACGAGAGCGAAUUGUCACGAAGUACUCCCAGAAAAGUCGUUCAGUGUGAAAGGAAGCUUCAGCUUUGGUAUGAUACAGUUCAGAAGCAUGCACUUGGGCGCACGGUCUUAGCACCAUUGCGAGGUGCACAUCCAAACGGUUCGACCAUCUAUUUGGGAUAUUCAUUUACUGCCGACAAAGAUAUCGCAUCAAUCGCAAUAAUGGAACUCAACUUCACCUGGCACUUACGACGUCAUCAUCCUUUUUGAAGAUGCAACGAUACUUUCGGUUCACAACGAGCACCUCCGAGCAAUUUCCCUGCCUUCUGAUGCUUUUCAUCCUGAUUGAUUGGGACUGAGGGUGAUUUUGUUGAAAGAUCUUCUGAAUUUGUAGCUAAGGCUGAUCCUUCAGCGCAGCCAGAUCGAUCUAUCUCAGAGCGGACAGGUUUGAGGUUGUAAGCCAUGAGUCGCAAUGCCUGGGAUUGCAGGAAUUUGAGUGGGGAUUUGGGUCGGUUGUAGAGGAAGGAGAAUGGGAAAGAAGCACAAAAAAGGUUGGAAGAGGAACAGAGGAUCCGAAUCAGAUGACGAUGAGGAUGAAGAAGACGACGAUGACGGCGGUGGCUCGGACGAGGAGGACGAGGACGAGGACGAGGACGAGGAAGAUGAUGACGAAUCUCAUGAGAGUUCAGAUGAUGAAGAUUCCGAGAGCAAUGCGGACCGUCACCAUCGCAAGAAAAAACACAAAAGACAUAAGCAUAAGAAACACGGAUCAUCCUCAGACGAUGACGAUGGCAACGACGAUGGGCAUAGCGGGAAGAAGAAGAAGCACGGGAAACAUAAAAAACAUGGUGAUGGCAAGCACCGGAAGCACGGCCAUGGUCAUGGAAAGCAGAAGAGCAAGAAAGAGAAGAAACACGGAGGAGACAUUGCAGAAGAUUUCGAGUUAAUCCCAUUUCGCUAUUCCUCAAAUUCCAUAUGUCUGUGGUCCGACCGGUUCUGCGAGCCUUCCUCUGCACCCUGGCUCCUGAUAUAUGCUCCUCACUGUACUUUUGACCCAAACUCUUGCACCCUCCGCCGCGUUCUACAAAAGGCUGCCGAUGCUGCACUCAAUGCGUGAUCCAAUGACGAUUCUGAUUUGCGUUCUCGAUGAGGAUUUGACCCGCACGGUAUUGCGAUUCAAUUUUACAACAACAAGGAUCCCACUACGAUCCACUAAGCUCUUCAACUCCCGUCCGAGAAUUUCAGAGCAUGUUCACCCUGAGUAUUCCGGCUUCGAAAAGGCAGCAAGUUUCUCAAACCAAAGUUUGAACUCAUCAUUCUACGUUUUGAAUGUGAUUUUUGUGCCGCAAUAGGUUAAGGGUGGACCAGAAGUUGCGAUCCGCGAGAAAGGUGAUCAAUGUCCUCAAUUACAAGGAAACGAAGAAAUUACGACUGUCACUCAUCUCGCUCCGCCCGACGAGACGAACGCGCAAACAUCAACCGACGGCCUACCUCCUGCAACCCUCGAGCUGUGAACUAACUAAGAAGCAUGCAUCCGUGGCAACCCAUGAAACAACUUCGUCGGCAUAGAUUCUCCCGAUUCCGAGAAAAGCUUCAAAAUGUUGAGGAAAGGGACGUGAAGUAAAGUUGUGACGAAGCAGAACUGUCUGUCCAUCCGUCCGUCUCUGUACCACGACGAGGAAGAAUGUUCGAGUUGAACCAUGGAUGGAUGGGAGGAUGGUGACAACCCAAUACAGUGCUAAACAAAUGAAAGCCUAGUGGCUCCCGAUAAUCAUUACACAAAGGCAUUGCUCGUGAUUCUAUCGAACAUAUCUGACGGUUGUGGAGAAUGGAGCGGGAAACUGAAGCCGUGCAAAGUUCUGCUCGGUACCCAGUUUUACGAAGCCCUGAGUAGAGAGUGUGCGAAUAUCUGGGGAUCUCGUGUAGCAAUCCAGAAGUAGUAAUUGCCGACUCCGUAGAGUAGACCAGAUCCGUCGGCAAUAUCCAGUUUGUUGUGCUCCAGGUCACGGUAAAAGUGCAGUUGUAAGACGACAUCGCGAGAAUGUAUCGAUUAUAUAAAUUCACCUAUCCGUGUGACAGAAUAAAGCUACAUAUAAUCGUCAUGUAAAUCGA